Prunus persica (peach) is the source of this 3129-nucleotide messenger RNA. Its product is annotated as U-box domain-containing protein 44. The coding region runs from base 418 to 2904 and encodes 828 amino acids. The transcript is spliced from 4 exons. The record is from RefSeq and is a predicted model, not a curated record. NCBI's taxonomy places the organism in Eukaryota, Viridiplantae, Streptophyta, Magnoliopsida, Rosales, Rosaceae. Gene Ontology annotation, molecular function: protein binding.
AGAAAACAAGCAAAUGGGAAAGAAAGAAAGAGAGUAAAGAACAAACAACAGGCUGAUAAUUUAUUGCUAGUGUUUGACUGGUUCUCCUGACUUUCAUUUUUGUUUCAAUGGAAGACGAAGAACCAGAACAAGAGGAAGAUAUUAUAAUUAUUAUAAUAAUCAAUAGCAAACCGAGUCAGAGCAGUUUGACAAAGACCCCUUUGAUACCUCUUCACAACAUUCCAAACUGCAAACUUCCAACCCUUCUUUCACUCACCAAUUUUCUCUUCAAGACGGCCAAAGAAUAUAGAAGAAACAGCAGUUUUGGUUUUCUUUUAAAUUAUUUUUUUGCUUUGGCUUUUUGAUCAUCACGUUUUCAGAACCCACAAGUGGAUCGAUAACUUUGAUUUUUGCCCAACAGAGAGAGCAAAGACAACUAUGGAGAAGAGAAGCUUUUCAGAGCUUUUGAUAGAGAUAAAAGAAUUGGUCACUGAGGUCAGUUGUUUGGCUCAAUACUCAGAAACCCAAAGAGAAAUCCUGGCUGAAUUUGAAAUAUUGGUUGAGAAAUUAGUUCCAAUUCUUGAUGGUUUAAUGGACAACAUCAUUAAGUUUAAGGACCACCCACCAGUGAGAAAGGCUGUGGAGUCUCUUGGGUCAGAGCUUAAGCGAGCCAAGGCUUUACUCAAAACCCAAGAGACAAAAUCAUUUAUCAAACAAGUGGAGGAUGUGGUUCACGAUCUUGGGAGGUCAUUGGGCCUAGUGCUCUUGGCCAGUCUAGAAGUGUCCACAGAUUUGAAGGACAAGAUUGGAAUGUUACACAAAGAUUUGAUGAACACCAGGUUUGAUAUGAGCUCAUUUGCAAGUACUAGUUUUGAUUCUUGGGUUGUUAGUGAGAUUGAAGUGGAAGAGGAAAUCCAAGAGGAGAAGAGGGUUUGUUUUGGUAUUGAUGAAGUUUCUUUGCAAAUAAAGUGUGGUGAUGAUGAACAGCUCAAAUUUGCUCUUUUGGAAUUGAAUGAGUUGAUUGGAGACAAAAGGGUUAGCAGUGAAUGGAUUACUGAUGAAGGUGUUAUUCCGAUUCUGUUUAAUCGGUUAAGUUCAAGUAAUUCAGAAAACCGGCUAUGUAUAGUUCAAUUAUUGAGAAGGCUUGCUUCUGAUAAUGCUGAUAACAAGGAGAAGAUGGCAGAUGUUGGGUUUUUGUCUGCGGUUGUGAAAUCUUUGGUACGGGAUGAAGAAGAAAGAAAAGAAGCUGUGGGGCUGUUGCUGGAUCUCUCAGAUAUUCAGUCAGUCAGGCGGCGGCUUGGGCGGAUUCAAGGGUGUAUAGUUAUGUUGGUUGCCUUGCUAAAUGGGGAUGACCUUGUUGCUUCACGUCACGCAGGGAAGUUGUUGAAUGCAUUGUCUAACAGCACUCAAAAUGCGCUUCAUAUGGCAGAGGCUGGUUACUUUAAGCCACUAGUGCAGUACCUGAACGAAGGUUCUGACAUGAGUAAGAUUCUGAUGGCAACAGCACUCUCAAGGAUGGAGCUCACAGAUCAAAGUAGAGCUUCCCUUGGAGAAGAUGGUGCAAUCGAACCCCUUGUCAGAAUGUUUAGCAUAGGGAAGCUCGAAGCCAAGUUAUCUGCUUUAAGUGCCUUGCAAAAUCUGUCAAACCUGACAGAAAAUGUCCACCGGUUGAUCAGUUCGGGCAUCGUAGCAUCUCUGCUUCAGCUCCUCUUCUCUGUGACAUCAGUGCUUAUGACUCUUCGCGAGCCUGCAUCAGUGAUUCUUGCAAAGAUCGCUGAAUCCGAAUCUAUUCUUGUUAACUCAGAUGUGGCUCAGCAGAUGCUCUCACUUUUAAAUCUCACAAGUCCAGUAAUUCAAAAUCACCUAUUACAAGCACUUAAUAGUAUUGCCUCCCAUUCCAGAGCAGGCAAAGUUAGAAGAAAGAUGAAAGAACAUGGUGCAAUUCAGCUUCUCCUGCCGUUCCUGAUGGAAACUAACAUUAAAAUCAGGAGCGGUGCCUUGAAUCUGCUUUACACUCUCUCUAAAGAUUUGCCUGAAGAGUUGACAGAACAACUAGGAGAAACCUAUAUCAAAACAAUCAUCAAUAUUAUUUCAUCAUCAACAUUUGACAGCGAGAAAGCUGCUGCAGUUGGCAUACUUGGCCAUCUUCCCAUUAGUGACAAAAAACUCACAGAUAUGUUAAAGAAAGCAAAUUUGGUGCCCAUUAUGGUAUCCAUUUUGACUUCAAGAUCUGAAGUUUCAAAAGAGACGACAUGCUGGUUAGAAGAAAGCGUUACAGGCCUGUUGAUUCGGUUCACGAAUCCUUCUGAUAAGAAAUUACAGCUUUAUUCAGCAGAACAAGGGGUAAUUCCUUUGCUUGUUAAGUUACUCUCGAGUGGAUCACCGGUUACUAAAUGCAGGGCUGCAACUUCGCUAGCUCAAUUAUCACAGAAUUCGUCAUCUCUAAGUAAGUCAAGGAAAUCAAGGUGGUCAUGUGUUCCUCCUUCUGCAGAUGGUUUUUGUGAAGUUCAUAAUGGCUACUGCUUUGUGAAAAGCACAUUUUGUUUGGUUAAGGCAGGUGCUGUGUCUCCAAUAAUCCAAAUACUGGAAGGUAAGGAGAGGGAAGCAGAUGAAGCUGCGCUAAGCGCCCUUGCGACACUCUUGGGCGAUGAAAUGUGGGAAAACGGAAGCAAUUGCAUAGCCAAAAUGUCAGGAAUUCCAGCCAUCAUAAAGGUUAUAGAAUCAGGGAGCAUCAAGGCUCAAAAGAAAGCACUGUGGAUAUUGGAGAAGAUAUUUGGAGCUGAGGAACACAGAGUAAACUAUGGAGAAUCUGCUCAGGUGGUGCUCAUUGAUCUAGCCCAGAAGGGCGACUCCAGUUUGAAAUCAACGACUGCGAAAUUACUGGCGCAACUAGAACUAUUGCAAGUUCAAUCUAGUUACUUCUAAGGCAAAAUAAUGCCAUGUAAGGAAUUUUGUGCAUGUGAUUUUUCUUGUACACAAUCAUCAAAUACUUGUUAAUUGGUGUACAUUUUCCUCUUCUGCACAUUAUAUUGAACCCUGUUUCUAUGAGCCAUGUUGAAAUGUAAAUUAUUUCCUGGUUUAAUCCUUAGCUGGACAAGUGCAAGGCUUAGAUGCCAUCACACAUUGUAGGACUUAUAUGUCCUAGUUUUA